Schistocerca gregaria is the source of this 1567-nucleotide messenger RNA. RefSeq names its product ubiquitin carboxyl-terminal hydrolase 14-like. Gene Ontology annotation, biological process: proteasome-mediated ubiquitin-dependent protein catabolic process; protein deubiquitination; regulation of proteasomal protein catabolic process. The record is from RefSeq and is a predicted model, not a curated record. The transcript has 3 exons. NCBI's taxonomy places the organism in Eukaryota, Metazoa, Arthropoda, Insecta, Orthoptera, Acrididae. Bases 53 to 1468 code for a protein of 471 amino acids. Gene Ontology annotation, molecular function: cysteine-type deubiquitinase activity; proteasome binding.
CGCAUACACGAGGCCGCAUCGAAGGUGUGCCUGUUGCAAAAGUUUUUUUGAAAUGCCCUUGGUCAAAGUGAAUGUGUGGUGGAACAAAACGCUCUACAAGGACAUAGAGUUGGACCUGGAUAGCCCCGUGGACCAUUUCAGGGUGCAGCUGUUUUCCCUGUCGAGCGUUUUGCCGGAGAAGCAAAAGAUUAUUUGCAAGGGCAGGAUGUUAAAGGAUGAAGAAUGGGAUGACUUCAAGAGUUUGUUGGUGCCUGAUUGCAAAUUGCUGAUGAUUGGUUCGGCGACAGAGUUCAACGCCGCUACGACGCCCGCGCCUUCGUCGCCUGAAAAUGUGGUGUUUAUAGAGGACCUUCCCGCGGACGAUCAGCCUGGCGAAGACCUCCCUCCUGGACUGAUGAACAUUGACAACACAUGCUACUUGAAUUCGGUGGUGCAGGUGUUAUUUUCGAUGUCGGAGCUCGUGGAGGCGUUGAUGCAGUUUGAAGGGUCCGCGGAGGACUCAGACCAGCAGAUGGCGCUGACGUCGGCGCUGAGAGACGCGUUUCGCACGAUGAAGAGCUCAAAGAACAGCGUUCACUUGUACGACCUCUCGCGAGUGUUGAGGCGCCACUUUGCGCAGUUCAACGAGCGACGAAACAACCGAUACGUGCACCAGAGCGCGGAUGAGGUGUGGGUACAAUUGACGUGGUGUUUGAAGAAGCUGCCCAAGAUUGUAGAUUCUCCCGACUCGGGCGACAACGGCUUGUCUCAGUUGUUGGAGGGCACGCUGACGUCGACGAUUCGGUGUUUGGAACCUAUUGAAGAGGAGCCCACGUUUCAGAAAGAGCCUUUUUUUUUGCUAGAAUGCAACAUUGAGGGGAAAAUGAAUUAUCUGUAUCAAGGUCUGAAACUGGGACUUGAGCAAGAGUUGACGAAAAACAGUCCCACUUUGUGCAGAGAUGCCAAUUACUCCAAGGUGUCUCGCAUCUCUAAGCUACCUUACUACCUAGUGAUUCACUUUCUGCGUUUCUAUUGGAAGCAAGAAGUGAAAGGCGGCGCCGGAAAGAGGACGAAGAUCCUGCGUCCGAUCGAGUUUCCGUUCGAUCUCGACAUGUACGAGUUCUGUACCGACGAACUCAAGGAGAAGGUCAGCGCAAAGCGCGAGCAAGUUUACGCGUACGAGGCCAACAAUGGCAGCGGCGACGUGGAAGUGACCCAGGCGCCCCUGCAGAACGAAACCUGCUUUUACGAACUGUCUGCCGUCAUCACCCACAAGGGAAGAGAGUCGGACAGCGGACAUUACGUGGCCUGGGUUCGCGAAGAAGGAGUUGACGACUGGAUUUCCUACAACGACGAGAAAACUUCUAAGGUAGGACAGGAGGACAUCAGGAAGCUGAUGGGCAAAGGCGGAAGCGACUGGCACUUGGCGACGCUUUGCCUGUACAGGACGAAGCAGUAUCCUUUGGUCAAGAAGAAGACCCAGAGCUAGCCGUUGAGGGUGCAUUUUGUGUUUUUAGAAAAAGGGCUUGUACGCCACGCUUUUCGAAGUGACAAAAUAAAAUUACGUGUUUGGGAUUGCUGGUUUUAA